Zopfia rhizophila CBS 207.26 is the source of this 735-nucleotide messenger RNA. NCBI's taxonomy places the organism in Eukaryota, Fungi, Ascomycota, Dothideomycetes, Zopfiaceae. The record is from the annotation of a GenBank genome assembly.
GCUCGCCGACCAGAACCCCAGCCGUCCCUGACGAAUUCUUUGUAAACGACUUGGAUAACCCCACAGCGCUCCCCGCGGAUGUCGAGACAUUAACCGAGGACUCACCUCAACUCCGCAGGCCUUCGGAUCUAAUCGCUGAAGGAUUUGGUUCUACCACCAAUCCCUCCAAUUUCCUUUUACUCGAACGGGCCGUGAACCGGGCCAAAGGUCGCAUCGAAACGUUUGUGCGCAACAUGUCUCCUGACAGAUUGACUACUUUGCUCGAUCGGGCCGUUGAGGGCGAUGAGGCCGCUGCCCAACGAACGCUCGAAUCAUUAGCGGAGUCACGUGCAGUGUUUACGUAUAUGAACCAUCCGGAUACCAUAACUCGUGUGGACAACACCAUAAACAAUAUAAGAAGAGCACUCGUGAUCAUAGAGAGACAUAUUCCGUCAGCGAGAGGACUUGUGUCUCACUGGGACGAAUUUUACCCGACAUAUAUGGCACAAGUUUCCGACUUUGCGCGUUCCGUACAAACGACUCAGAUACAGACGAUCCGAAGGAGACUCGGCGUAAACACCAACCCUUUCGUCCAGAGGGUACUGUCCGACUUGACAGCGCUGGAAAACGACAUUCCGAAGAUGAGGUACCCCUUUGAAGACCCGCCAAAUUAACACCCAAGAGGAUCGACAAGAACUGGUCAUAGUGGCGAGCUGGGCUGGGAGACGAAGGUGAAGGCGGGGGUAUUGUCGGCAC